This is a messenger RNA of Patiria miniata (bat star), 2494 nucleotides long. It is a transcript of the gene ssx2ip, whose product is annotated as afadin- and alpha-actinin-binding protein B-like. The coding region runs from base 160 to 2364 and encodes 734 amino acids. Lineage: Eukaryota; Metazoa; Echinodermata; Asteroidea; Valvatida; Asterinidae. The transcript has 12 exons. The record is from RefSeq and is a predicted model, not a curated record.
AUAUUUUUUCGCUAGCAUCAUAUGCAGGUAUCACUUCCGUACAACUCCGAAGUGGGAGGUAGGUCGACGAUUUUCAAGUUCUUUGGAAUGGACAUCAGGGUGGUUUGGACUUAAAAUUGAAGAGUUAUGGAUCAGCAUAAAUAGUUCACAGUUGACUAAAUGCUCUCCGUAGAGAGCCAGUCCACCAUGGCAGGCUGGGACACCCAGAACUCGUCCGCAUUUUACCCAUGGAGUCGGAGCCACGCCCCUUCCAGCCAUGCCCCUGCAAGCCUCCCCCCUUCAGGCCGCGCCCCAGCAAGCCACACCCAAACGUCUUCAAGCCAUGUCCCUACAAGCCACGCCCCUUCCGGCCACGCCCCCGUCAGCCACAACCCUGCCCAUGAGGACUUUGUCUCCAAGUACCUGCGGAGCCACACCCUCCAGGCAAACACCAACUCGGACGACAGUUUGCACCACACAAUGCACCACAGUUGGCGCUCGGGCCUGCUGUUCACGUCGCCUCGCUCUGGCCGAAGGGUGUCCCAAACAUUCGGACCCUCGUUUUGCAAUAAGGACAAUUUGGAACAGUGUGUGUCAUAUCUGGACCAGGAGAUGACGGUCCUUGGUUUCCCGAGUCUAUAUGCCGCCUCGGACCGGAACCAGUCUGGGCCGUUUGAUAUCGUGCAAUUAGUCAACUGCUGCUAUGAACUCAUGCAAAGACACCAGCAACACCUCAAUAAACGAGAAGAAAUGGAGACAAAACAGAUGCGAUGCGACUCUGACCUGGAGCAUCUACAGUCCAGCCACGGCCGGCUAAAGGAACGACUAGAACAGGUUGAACGAGACAACGUAGCGCUGACGGAGAAAGACCGACAGCAUCUUAACCAGAACAAAUCCAUUGCUGCAAAACUCAAGAAUACUAGAGAAGAGAUGAAGAAGCUUGAGAGUAUUGUCAAGCACCGCGACACGCAGUUCAAGCACGACCUGAAGAAGAAAGAACGAGAAAUCAAUAAGAUGAAGGAGAGGAUACAUCAACUGCUGACAGACAAGAAUCAAGAAAGAAGAAUAGGAAUGGACAUAUUGAACUCACUGCAGCGGGCCGACGGUAAGAGAGCAACAUGGAAAACUGGCAAAACGGGUACAAAGCAUGAGGAGGAGAUGUAUCGAUUGAUCAUCACAAAUUACGAGGAGAGACAAAAGGAGAUGAUGUUGGAGAACCAGGUCCUGAGAGAGUCUUUAAGCAACAUGCAGAAGGAGCUGGUGGAUCUCCUCAAUCGACAAGGAGACAAGGGACUGCUAUCCAGUCUUGGUGACAACAGUGACCACGAGGAUGACACGACGUCAGUGGACGAUUCCUCCGUGGACGAGCUCAGCCACGGCCACUUCCAGAUGCCCUUCGAGAUGGUCCGGGAAGGCAUCGAAACCAGCCUAAGAAGCAAAUGGCAGAAAUUACGGGAACGCAUCCAGCGCAUGGAGAAAGAACAACAACAGAUGGCCGGGGGGAUGGGCGGAGUCGGGGUCGGAGGGGGUGAGAAUAAGGAGAACGCCGCAAACCCCAAUGUGCCGGGAAAUAACAACGGUCCGUCCACUGAGCUCUUGGAGGAAGAGAUCACACGAUUGAAAGAUAAAGUCAAGGUGUAUCACGAUAUCAUCCAACAGCAAGAGCAGGUAUUACAGACCGUGCAGGAUAGCAGUAUGGACGAGGGGCUGAUGGCUCUGCUGAAAGACUCGCAGUUUCUUGAGGAGAAAGAAUGUAUCGCGGAGGAGAAGAAGCUUUUCUAUCAGCAGAAGGCGGCGUUUGAGAAAGAGCGGAGGAAUUUCACCGACGCGGCCAUCAGGCUUGGUCACGAGCGUAAGAAGUUUGAGGAGGAGCGGGGUAGUUUCCUCCAGCAGCAGUUGAUGCUGAGCCCCACUGGCAUGCAGGGCUCCACGCCACCUCUCCGACCGCCCAAGUCCAUCAACACCUCUAGUAGUCCUAGUGGCUUUGCAGCCGAGCACGCACCUUCGACGCCUCCCAACGAGAGGACUCCAGUAGGACAACGAACCAUCAUCAACACCCCAACAACGGUGGAGCUGUACCGCGCCUUGAAGCUCAUCCCUGACAGAGGGGAAUGUCUAAACUCAUCCAGAGAGAGCCUGCACGCACCGAGUUACUACUCGGACACCGACCGGUCGGGCGCCAGCACGCCACGUUCUGGAGCGGCCACUCCACGAUCAAUGUGCAGUCAGAGUAGCGGUGUUAGUAGCAGUCGACGGACGUCCAAUCAGACGGGUAGUAGCCAAAGAGGAGGCGGUCGGUCAGUGGAGCAGAAACAGAGUCUGAGGAGUUCGCCUCACCACUCCCAUCGGAGUAAGAAAGGGGAGGGGCUUGGCAAGAGAAAGUGAGACACGGGAAGGAAAUUAGCAAAGUUGUGAUGUAGUCAAUCACAAGGCAAUCAUAAGGCAAUCACAAGGCAAUCUCAGAUCUAUCAUAAGCUAAUCUCAGAUCAAUCACAAGUCAAUCUCAGAUCAGUCC